GUCCCGGCCCCGUGACGCCAUCAGGCGGCGCCCGGCGGCGGGGGCGCCCCUGUCGGCGGCGGGGCGCGGCGGGCGGGCGGGAUGGCGGCGGCCUCGCUGUGGAAGGGGCUGGUGGGGCUCGGCCUCUUCGCCCUGGCGCACGCGGCCUUCUCGGCGGCGCAGCAUCGCUCCUACAUGAGGCUGACGGAGAAGGAGGACGAGACGCUGCCCAUAGACAUAGUUCUUCAGACUCUGCUAGCCUUUGCAGUUACCUGCUAUGGGAUAGUACAUAUCGCAGGAGAAUUUAAAGAUAUGGAUGCCACUUCAGAACUAAAAAAUAAGACAUUUGACACAUUAAGGAACCAUCCGUCAUUUUAUGUAUUUAAUCAUCGUGGUAGAGUAUUGUUCCAGUCCCCAGACACAGUGAAUUCUUCAAACCAAGAUGCGUUGUCAUCCAGCUCGUCACUGAAAUUUCGAAAACUUGAACCUCUGCGCCGCUAAGACUUUUACAGAUUAUAAUAAUAAUACAGGACACUGAGAUGUAAUAUUCAAGUCGGGGAUGUAAACACUUUUUUUUAAUUUCUGGAGCAGUAUUUAUAUUGAUCUUCCAGACUUUAUAAAGUAUAUAUAUAUAAACUAAGGACCUUCUUUGUACACUGUUAAUGGAAAUGAAUUGUGAAUUGGCAACGCAGUGUAAAUUAUUCUACAAUUAUGCUGUGAAACACAUCUUCAAAUUUUCAUAUAUUAAAAAAAAAAAAAGUUGCAGGUGACCUAA
Messenger RNA from Cygnus olor (mute swan), 754 nucleotides. RefSeq names its product membrane magnesium transporter 1 (gene MMGT1). The record is from RefSeq and is a predicted model, not a curated record. The transcript is spliced from 4 exons. Bases 82 to 480 code for a protein of 132 amino acids. Gene Ontology annotation, cellular component: EMC complex; plasma membrane; early endosome. NCBI's taxonomy places the organism in Eukaryota, Metazoa, Chordata, Aves, Anseriformes, Anatidae.